Molecule: messenger RNA, 1506 nt
Organism: Danaus chrysippus (African queen)
Lineage: Eukaryota; Metazoa; Arthropoda; Insecta; Lepidoptera; Nymphalidae
Source: the annotation of a GenBank genome assembly
AUGUAUGGAAAUAAUACGAAAGUCUUCUUCACAACGUCAAUAUGUGUGCUGAUUGUUGCUAUUGUGAUGGCAAGCUGGGGUUUCCCGAAGAUCGUUAGACAACAAAUAAAAAAGAAUUUACAACUGGACAACUCGUCGGCAAUGUUUGAAAAAUGGCGCGUUCUGCCGAUGCCGUUAUCUUUUAAAGUUUAUUUAUUUACCGUCACAAACACAGAGGAUAUCAACAAUGGAGAGAAACCGAUAUUAAAAGAAAUAGGACCAUACGUUUACAAGGAGUAUCGUAGAAAAAGAAUUCUGGGUUACGGUGAUAAUGACACAAUCAGAUACAUGCUGAAGAAGACCUUUGAAUUUGAUGAAGAAGCGUCCGGAGAACUGUCUCAAGAUGACGAGAUCACAGUCAUUAACUACUCCUAUAUGGCCACAAUAUUAACAGUUAACGACAUGAUGCCUUCAGCCCUCGGCCUGGUGAACUCAGCCCUAGGCAGUUUCUUCCCAAACUUAACGGAUCCAUUCUUACGAGUCAGAGUGAGGGAUCUUUUAUUUGACGGCAUAUAUCUUAAUUGCGUCGGCGAUAACGCAGCUUUAAGUCUCGUCUGCGGAAAAAUCAAACUUGACAAACCACCAGCGAUGCGACCCUCUGAAGAUGGAAAUGGUUUCUACUUCUCUAUGUUCGGACAUUUGAACAGGACGGAAUCUGGACCAUACGAUAUGGUUCGUGGUACAGAAAACAUAAAUGAACUGGGUCACAUCGUGGCUUACGAUGGAAAGACCGUUAUGAAACAAUGGGGAGAUCCGUACUGCGGCAAACUUAAUGGUUCAGACAGCUCAAUAUUCCCCCCAUUCCAAAAUGGCGUACCAAAAAGGAUAUACACAUUCGAACCGGAAAUAUGCAGGUCACUUUACGCUAGUUUGGUGGACAAGCGAACAAUAUUCAACAUGAGCGCCUACUAUUAUGAAAUAGACGAAACUGCGCUCGCCUCGAAAACUAUGAAUCCUGGCAACAAAUGUUUUUGUAAGAUCAACUGGAGCAACAACCACGACGGUUGUCUGCUCAUGGGUCUUUUAAACCUAAAUCCAUGCAAGAACGUGCCAGCAAUUUUAUCACUACCUCACUUCUAUCUCGCUUCAGAAGAACUGUUGGAAUACUUCAAGGGCGGCGUGAAGCCGGAGAGAGAGAAACACACAACCUUCGCUUAUCUUGAAUCUGGUGCAGAAUUACCAAAGGAUAUUCAACAAGAGUUAGUUCAGGCUAACACUCUUCUCACAUACGUAGAAGUUGCCCGUUGGGUAAUCUUGACCAUCGCCAUACUUCUGUGUGUUAUAAGCGCGUUCAUGGUAACAAGAACUGGCUUAAAACCGUGGCCGAAGUCGCACAAUAGCCUUCACCUACAUGUACCGGAUAAAGAUGUAGUUCAAGAUUUGUCGUUAAAGCGUGAAACCAUAGCCCCUCAGUUUUUGGCUUCAGACCUAGCUCCAACCACUGAACGAGCCGAAGGAUUUCUCUAA